This is a messenger RNA of Amyelois transitella, 1803 nucleotides long. RefSeq lists its product as uncharacterized. NCBI's taxonomy places the organism in Eukaryota, Metazoa, Arthropoda, Insecta, Lepidoptera, Pyralidae. Bases 1 to 1803 code for a protein of 600 amino acids. The transcript has 12 exons. The record is from RefSeq and is a predicted model, not a curated record.
AUGGCCUUGCAAACUUUGUUUAUCCCAAAUGCUGAGAACAAUCUGAAAGAGCAUUUGAAAUUUGACAGAGGAACAGGUUGUGACAUGCCGCGUCUAGACCCCUUCAGUAAAGACGCCACGCGUUACGAUAAAGACGUGCCUAAGAUUGAAUGCGACGGACAAGACUGGGUGAAGUGCUUUCAUUCAGAAUGCAGAGUGGUUGAUGAAAUUCUGACCACUCACUGGAAUAUUUUAUGCUCAUUCAGGGACAUUCUAUAUCACACAGACUUCUCAUAUAGUUACGGCGACCCUGUGGACGUCUUCGGAGCUGAAAUAUAUCAUUUGAGGAGAAGUGAUCAUGUCAAAGUGGCGUGUAGCGGCUCUCGGAAUGGAAGUAUUUUCGCCUUCCUCCCAUCAAGAUGGUCAGGCAUUGCCGCAGGUUUCCGUCCCGUCAGUCAGAAGCCUACACUCAAGGGUCGAGAGAAAGCCGUCAAUAUCAUGAUGUUUGGAUUCGAUUCCACGUCCAGAAUCGGGUUCAUACGACGCAUGCCCAAGAGUUAUAAAUACUUGACAGAAGAACUUCAAGCUACAGUUUUGAAGAGCUAUAACAUAGUGGGGGAUGGCACGAAAGGCGCCCUGUUCCCCAUGCUGACUGGGAAGAACAUGUACGAGCUCCCAAACACCAGGGUGAUGAGAGGAAACGCCAGGACUUGCGAUGAAUAUCCGCUGUUAUUCUACAAGUUAAGGGAUGAUGGAUACAGAACAGCAUUCUUCGAAGACCGUCCCGAGAUCGGCGCGUUCCAGUACUGGGUGAAUGGGUUUCGCCACCAGCCGACGGACCACUACCUUCGGGCUUUCUUCCAGGAACGAGCCGGGAAGGGGAGGAGGUACUGUGUGGGAGCAACGCCGCAGUAUAGACUUAUGAUGAAUCUCACUGAUCAGUUCAUGCAACUACCCGGCAAGAAGUUUAUCUUCACAUUCGUGGUGGACAUCACUCACGAGGACUUUAAUCAGAUCUCCAACGCGGAUGACGAUUUCGUUGAUUUAAUGAGCAGGUUCAAGAGAAAUGGCUAUGGAGAGGAUAGCCUGCUGGUUGUUAUGAGCGACCAUGGGCCUAGAUAUUCCCAAGUCCGCGACACACCCCAGGGCCGGCUCGAGGAACGGCUGCCUCUCAUGGCGUUCGUUCUACCAGAGAGACUAAAAUCCGAAAGACCCAAAGCCGUCUUUGCCCUAAAACAUAAUAUCAAUUCCCUGACUACGCCCUACGAUAUCCACGCUACUUUACUGGAUGCUGUAGGACUUAGGCAGUUUUGGAACGGAUAUAGAAUACCUAGAGCUGAUAUUCCUAGGGGAAUGACGUUAUUGGAAACAAUACCCCAAAACCGGUCGUGUAGCGAGGCAGGCGUAGAGCCACACUGGUGCGCAUGCGCAAUGUGGACUCGCUUAGCUCACGAUAACCCGCUGUGCGAGAGAGCUGGCCAAGCCUUCGUCGACUACAUCAACGGGUUGACAGAGCCUGUACGAUUGAAAUGCGUCCCGCGAACUCUUUCUCAUAUCACUUGGGUUAAGAAAUACCGCGUCGGAGAUGCGAGUGUAAAGACAUACACCUAUCAAGUGAAGGUAACAGUGGAUCCUGGUGCUGCUGACUUUGAAGCCACCGUGACUCAUCAUCUGAAAUCUGAUGAUUUUCAGCUUAAUAUGGGGGGCAUCUCGCGUACUAAUAGUGCCUCUUCUGUCAUCACUCGUAAAAGAGCUUAUUCUAGAAAGAAGAAUGAUUACGAAGAGAUUUUUGAAGAAAAUUAUUCGAUUCUUAAUAAGAGGUAA